Lagopus muta (rock ptarmigan) is the source of this 876-nucleotide messenger RNA. It is a transcript of the gene TLX3, whose product is annotated as T cell leukemia homeobox 3. The coding region runs from base 1 to 876 and encodes 291 amino acids. The transcript is spliced from 3 exons. NCBI's taxonomy places the organism in Eukaryota, Metazoa, Chordata, Aves, Galliformes, Phasianidae. Gene Ontology annotation, molecular function: DNA-binding transcription factor activity, RNA polymerase II-specific; RNA polymerase II cis-regulatory region sequence-specific DNA binding. Gene Ontology annotation, cellular component: nucleus. Gene Ontology annotation, biological process: animal organ development; regulation of transcription by RNA polymerase II. The record is from RefSeq and is a predicted model, not a curated record.
AUGGAGCCGGCGGCGGGCGCGCAGGGCCCGCACCAGCACGAGCCCAUCAGCUUCGGCAUCGACCAGAUCCUCAGCGGCCCCGAGCAGGACGGCGCUCCCCCCCCGCCGCCGCCUCCGCCGCCGCCGCCCCCCCGGGGCCCCGACGGCGCGGCCUUCUUGGGCGGCCCCCGCGGCGGCGCGCCCUACCCCGCGCUGCCGGGCCCCUUCCCGGCCAUCGCCGCGCCCUUCGAGGAGUCGGGGCCGUACGGCGUCAACCUGAGCUUGGCGCCCGGCGGCGUGAUCCGCGUCCCCGCUCACCGGCCCAUCCCCGGCGCCGUGCCGCCGCCCGUGCCCAGCGCCAUCCCCGCCGUGCCCGGCCUGGGCGGCCUCAGCUUCCCCUGGAUGGAGAGCAGCCGCCGCUUCGUCAAGGAACGCUUCACGGCCGCGGCCGCGCUGACGCCCUUCACGGUGACGCGGCGCAUCGGACACCCGUACCAGAACCGCACCCCGCCGAAGCGCAAGAAGCCGCGCACGUCUUUCUCCCGCGUGCAGAUCUGCGAGCUGGAGAAGCGCUUCCACCGGCAGAAAUACCUCGCGUCGGCAGAGCGAGCGGCCCUGGCCAAGUCCUUGAAGAUGACGGACGCGCAGGUGAAGACGUGGUUCCAGAACCGGCGCACGAAGUGGCGGCGGCAGACGGCGGAGGAACGGGAGGCCGAGCGGCAGCAGGCGAGCCGGCUGAUGCUGCAGCUGCAGCACGACGCCUUCCAGAAGUCGCUCAACGAGUCGAUCCAGCCCGACCCGCUGUGCCUGCACAACUCGUCGCUGUUCGCGUUGCAGAACCUGCAACCCUGGGAGGAGGAAAGCGCAAAGAUCCCGCCGGUCACCUCCCUCGUCUGA